This is a messenger RNA of Lottia gigantea (owl limpet), 3693 nucleotides long. RefSeq lists its product as hypothetical. The transcript is spliced from 22 exons. The coding region runs from base 1 to 3426 and encodes 1141 amino acids. Gene Ontology annotation, cellular component: membrane. The record is from RefSeq and is a predicted model, not a curated record. NCBI's taxonomy places the organism in Eukaryota, Metazoa, Mollusca, Gastropoda, Lottiidae.
AUGACCAAACAAAGGUUACUAUUAGUGAAUAGUAGUGGAGAUGUUUUCGCUCUUAAUACUGAGAAGAAAUAUUUUAGAGAGCUCGGAAAAAGUACUGAUGGUUUAAAGCUAAAAAGAGUAUCAGCUGUUGAGUUUGGUUGUUGGGGUAUUGGUCAUGAUCAACAUGUUUAUGUUUAUAUUUAUUCAUCUGAUGUACCCAUUAGGGUAGCAGAGACAACAUUUGAAAAUCAGAGAUGGUCACCGUGGGGUGGUUUUACUCAUAAAAAUCUGCUACCAUCUGAUAGAAAGAGUUGGAGUAAUGAGACAGGAGAUAAACAUAUGACACGGAAUGACUUUCCUUUACCUUCUGAGUAUUGGGAAUGGGAGGGGGAUUGGUUUAUUGAUGAGAAUUUUAAAGGAGAAAUUACUGAUCGAGGGGGUUGGCAGUAUGCCUCAGACUUUCCACGUCAAUACUCUCCUGAACCAAAAACAUUUUCAAUGGUUAGAAGAAGAAAAUGGCUCAGGUUUAGGAGAUAUGUUGCUAGGGAAAAAUGGGCCAAGAUAAGUUAUAGUGAUAAAAUGGAAGAUGGCGGAACAUUUAUAGAUGUUAGUGUUGGAGGUUUUCAGUUACCAGGACAACCAGCAGGCUUUCUUAGUAUUUGGGCUGUAACAGUUAAUGGAAAGGUGUAUGUAAGAGAGAAUGUAUGUGAAGAAUGUCCAGAAGGUACUAAAUGGAGAUUAGUAUCGACUGAUGAUACCAGUGUUAUAAAUAUAUCUGUUGGACCAACUGGUUUAGUUUGGGCUGUAACCUGGGAUGGUUUAGUAUUAGUUAGAUUAGGUGUUAGUAGAGAUAAUGUUUAUGGUUCAUCAUGGAGUGAGAUUCCAUAUCCUACUAAUGAAACUAGAAUGAUGCAAGUAGCUGUAGGUAAUAAUACUGUAUGGGCAUUAAGUCGUGAUGGUAUUAUUUGGUUUAGAAAGGGAAUUAAUGGAGAUAAUGCUUGGUUUAAUAAUCAAUCUGCUAUUGGUAGUUGCUGGAUAGAAAUGGUUGGUUCUUUAUGUCAUAUAUCAGUCACACCAAACGACCAGGCGAGUGUAUUUGGUAUUGGAUUAAAUGAUAGGAAACCAUAUUUUAGAUCAGGGGUCAAUACUAGUGAUUUAGGUGGUAAAACAUGGCAGUUACUAAUGUUAAGAGAAGAUCUGUCUAAAUUAAGUCAUGCUGAUUCUUCUUUUCAAUCAUUAGAUGAUGAAGAUACAUCAUCUGAUUAUCAGAGUAGUGUAUCAUUACGUGGUACACCUGUCAGUGUCUCCAGUAUCACCAAUUCCAAAGAUUCUAAAAAUAAUACCAUGAAAUCAAUCAAACCACUAAAAGCUACUAGUCUUUCAAAACCAGAUCUCUCUAAGUCUAAAACUGAAACCAAGAAUACUAUUAAAGUUUCAAACCAAAGUGAGUGCGAAUCUACAAAAUCAAAAAAUCAUAAAAGUAUGGGUAUUUAUAACAUUGACAGUAUGGAAUUGAAAUCAACAAUUACCAUGAAUCCUAGUACAAGUAAUAUAUCAGAAACUUCUGAUGAGGUAUUUACAAUGUGUACUAUUACUCCUGCUAUGCCUAGAUAUUUCUGGGUAUGGUUUAGUGCAAUGGGAUGUUAUAUUGAUGAACCGACUAAUGUAAGAUGGUUACAAACAAGAAGAGGUAAGUUUCAUUCCAUGUAUAGUUUUAGUUUAAACCAAAACAUCACAAAAAGAAUAUCACCGUAUAUUAGAAAUGUUAUACUAGAAAGAUUAUAUCAGAGAAACAGAACAGAAAUACAACAGUUUCAAUAUUUAGAAAAUGCUGUAGAUAAGUCAUCAUGGUUAAAGAAAUCUAGUAUGAAAUGGUAUAGAUAUGGAUAUAGAAAUAGAUGGGAAGAUGUUACAGUAGAAUUAGAACAUAGUUUACAAGAUAAUGAUAGUGGUAUAAUAACCAUACAUUACUGUCCUAGAGGAAAACCAGUUAAUAUGCAGAUAAGUUUUAGUGAUAUCACUUGUAUAAAGAGGAUAGCUGAUCCAUCAGCUCAGUCUGUAUUUCAAAUACAUACAGCUGAUACUACCUGUAAAAAUCAACCUUAUUUAUUAAUGACUUCUUCAGAAUCAGACACUGAUGAGUGGCUUUCAACUCUACUAACAGCCAAUAGUCAUUUAUGGAAGAUAAAACAAACGAUAGAUAAAGAUAGUAUAUGUUCAACAACAUUACGUGGUGAUGUUUUUAUACAUCAACCAUAUAAAACAUAUACUAAACCUUAUGAAAUGUUAUGGUGUCAACAAGGUGGUCAUUUUAAAAGAAUUGAAACUUGUGUUAAUGGUAUAACAUGGGCUGUAGGCUAUGAUCAUACAACCUGGGUUUAUAAUCAGGGUUAUGGUGGUGGAUUAUUUAGAGCAACAUCAGCCAUGUCAAAAGAAUGUUAUCAACAAACAGACACACGAACAAUUUCUACGUAUGAAAAUCAGAAAUGGUAUCCUGUUAUAGGCUAUACUAACAAAGGAUUUUUAACUGAUUGUUAUGAAUGGAGUGAUAGUACAGGUAUUCAAGAUAAAAAUAAAGAAAGUAUUAAAUUACCAUCUAGUAACUGGCACUGGUCUGGUGAUUGGAGUGUAGAUUUUAGUGGUCAGGUUGAUCAAGAAGGGUGGCAAUAUUCAGGUAACUUUAACAAACCAUUUCAUCAACAACCUGGUUUAAGAGACGGUGUAAGAAGAAGAAGAUGGAUUAGAAAGUGUAAAUUAAAUACAGUGGGACCGUGGAAUAAACUAGGUUCUACUAAUAUAAAAGAUGUAACUAUACAGUUAGAUACUAUAUCAUCAACUAUCUCACCUGUUAUAAUCUGGGCUGUAGGAAGUAAUGGUAAUGUUUUAUGUAGACUUGGUGUUACUAUUCAUAAUCAUCAGGGUGAUAAUUGGAUAGAUAUACCAACAGAUUUACCAUUUACCUCAGUAUCUAUUGGUGGUAAUAAUAGAGCUUGGGGUAUAGCUAUUGAUGGUUCAGUUUAUUACCGACCUGGAGUUACUAGUACUAAUCCUAGUGGUCAAUGUUGGUUACAAGUUAUACCAACACCACCACAAGGUUCUACAUUACAUCUUAUAUCAGUUGGUGAAACAGCAGUCUGGGCUGUUGACACUAAAGGUAAUUUAUGGUACCGAGAACAAAUAACACCUACAUAUCCUGAAGGUACUAGAUGGUGUUACGUCUGUAAUAAAGUGAAACACGUAUCAGUUGGGCAUAAUGAUGAGGUAUGGAUAGUUAGUUUACCUAAUUUUGGUAAGUUUAAACAUGGUACUGGUAUGGUAUAUAAAAGAUUAGGAAUUACAACUGAAAGACCUAUGGGCACUGGUUGGGACAGAGUUAUUGGGGAUGGUUGGCAGUAUGUCAGUAUAAGAGGUUAUAUUCAAAAGUACAUUGAAACAGAAGAAAGUUAGUGACAGUUCAAGUUAUCUAAACCAUAUAAUGUGAUCUUCAAAUUUCAUUCUUUGUUUAAUCACCGUAAUAUUUGAUGCAUUCAUCAAUAUUUUGUGUGUUUGAUAUGGGUAGAAUUGAUUAAGUAAUAUGGUUUGGUGUUAUGGUAUAAAAUAGUAAUAUGGUAUAGUUAAAGGGACAGAUGGGCCAUUGGAUAUGCAUAUAUGUUAAUAGUUUUGAGAUGUACUAGAAAUGUACGAAAAUUGCAAAAUUCCUUCAAAAAAAAAAAA